AAUAAUAAAAAUAAAACAGCAGCAGCAACACACCCCCUCUCUCUCUUCCUCUUCUCCCCGCGCAAGCCAAAGCCACAGCCAGCGAAGGCGGCAAGCCACCACCACCACCUCCUCCUCACGCCACCGCGGCCUCCUCCUCCGGCCACCGCGCGCUCACCUCGGGCAGCGGCCGCAGUGGCGCGCGCUCUCCGGUGUGGGAUCUCCGAGUUUUUUUUUUCGUUUUCCCUCUGAAUUCCGCGGCGGGGAGGCCGGAUCUGCGGGGAGGGGCAUGGGGUGACCAGAUCGGGACGCGCACCUCGCUCUCCUCCUCCUCCUCCUCCUGAAUUCCUCUCGUCGGGAUGGCUGGCUCCGUCGUUGCUGCUGCUGCCGCCGCCGGCGGUGGCACAGGGAGCUCUUGCGAUGCGUUGUACAGGGAGCUAUGGCAUGCUUGCGCUGGGCCGUUGGUCACAGUGCCUCGCCAAGGCGAAUUGGUUUACUACUUCCCCCAGGGCCAUAUGGAACAGCUUGAGGCAUCUACAGACCAACAGCUUGACCAGCAUCUGCCUUUGUUUAACCUGCCAUCUAAGAUCCUCUGCAAAGUGGUCAAUGUAGAACUUAGGGCUGAAACCGAUUCAGAUGAGGUUUAUGCUCAAAUUAUGCUGCAACCAGAAGCAGAUCAAAAUGAACUCACCAGCCCAAAACCUGAGCCACAUGAACCUGAAAAAUGCAAUGUCCAUUCCUUCUGCAAGACUUUGACUGCUUCAGAUACAAGCACCCAUGGUGGAUUUUCAGUUCUUAGGAGGCAUGCAGAAGAAUGUCUUCCUCCCCUGGACAUGACUCAGAAUCCACCAUGGCAAGAGCUUGUGGCUAGAGAUCUCCAUGGAAACGAGUGGCAUUUCCGUCACAUCUUUCGAGGACAACCUAGGAGGCAUCUGCUUACAACUGGCUGGAGUGUUUUUGUUAGCUCAAAAAGAUUAGUUGCCGGUGACGCAUUCAUCUUUCUGAGAGGUGAGAAUGGAGAGCUACGAGUUGGUGUCAGGAGGCUCAUGAGGCAACUAAAUAACAUGCCAUCAUCAGUAAUAUCAAGUCAUAGUAUGCAUCUUGGAGUCCUAGCAACUGCAUCACAUGCUAUAUCCACCGGAACUCUCUUUUCUGUUUUCUACAAACCAAGAACAAGUCAGUCUGAGUUUGUUGUGAGUGCUAACAAGUACCUUGAAGCUAAAAACAGCAAGAUAUCUGUUGGAAUGAGGUUUAAGAUGAGAUUCGAGGGCGAUGAAGCUCCUGAAAGAAGGUUUAGUGGAACAAUUAUUGGUGUUGGGAGCAUGUCAACGUCUCCAUGGGCAAAUUCUGACUGGAGAUCUUUGAAGGUCCAAUGGGAUGAGCCUUCUGUGGUUCCUCGUCCAGAUAGAGUUUCACCAUGGGAACUAGAGCCACUUGCUGUGAGUAAUUCACAGCCAUCACCUCAGCCACCGGCAAGAAAUAAGCGGGCUCGGCCUCCUGCUUCGAAUUCAAUUGCUCCAGAACUACCUCCGGUCUUCGGUUUGUGGAAAUCUUCAGCUGAGUCCACACAAGGCUUCUCAUUUUCGGGACUACAGCGAACACAGGAACUAUAUCCUUCAAGCCCCAAUCCGAUCUUCUCAACAUCAUUAAAUGUUGGAUUCAGUACAAAGAAUGAGCCAUCUGCUCUAAGCAACAAGCAUUUUUACUGGCCAAUGAGAGAGACAAGAGCCAACUCUUACUCUGCUAGCAUCAGCAAAGUUCCAUCUGAAAAGAAGCAAGAGCCUAGUUCGGCUGGCUGCAGAUUGUUUGGAAUCGAGAUAAGCUCUGCUGUGGAAGCUACAUCUCCACUGGCUGCUGUUUCUGGUGUUGGUCAAGACCAACCAGCUGCCUCAGUAGAUGCUGAGUCUGAUCAGCUCUCACAACCAUCACAUGCCAACAAAUCUGAUGCUCCAGCGGCAAGCAGUGAGCCAUCUCCUCAUGAGACUCAGAGUCGGCAAGUGAGGAGCUGCACCAAGGUCAUCAUGCAAGGAAUGGCAGUUGGAAGGGCAGUGGACCUGACAAGGCUCCAUGGAUAUGAUGAUCUUCGCUGCAAGUUAGAAGAGAUGUUUGAUAUCCAAGGAGAGCUCUCUGCUAGCCUAAAGAAAUGGAAGGUUGUUUACACAGAUGAUGAGGAUGAUAUGAUGCUGGUUGGGGAUGACCCUUGGCCUGAAUUUUGCAGCAUGGUGAAAAGGAUAUACAUCUACACCUACGAGGAAGCCAAGCAACUUACUCCCAAGUCGAAGCUGCCGAUCAUUGGCGACGCCAUCAAGCCAAACCCAAACAAACAAUCGCCCGAGUCUGACAUGCCUCACAGUGACCUGGACAGCACCGCCCCCGUCACCGAUAAGGAUUGCUGAAUGCUACCUGGCCAUAUUUCCCUUCAGUUUUUUUUUUCCAUCUUGGGAUGUUGAGCAUGGGGGCCAAUGCCCAUGAUCCUUGGGACUUCUAAGAGUUAUCCGCUGGUUGGUUCGUGGGCCCGAAGGACACCGUCUGCAUCUACCAUGGUUCAUGCAUCAUGCAUAGCUGCCCCUGGACCAGUGUGGAUCCCAUGCCAGGAAGGAUGGCUGGGGAGGCAGCAUUUCCAUCACCUGGCAUUCCCUGCGUGAUUGGCCCAUCCGUGUUUAAUUCUGCUGUGUGGGGGUAGUAGGAGCCAUGGCAUCCUUUGUCCAGUGCUCAGUUUUGGUAAAGUGGUGACUGGUGGUAGACCUGCAAGAACGGGGCCCGGGCCUCGCCAUCUCUCGCUGCACCAGUAAAUAGAGUGUCAAGCAUUCAUGUUCCUUUCUUCCUGCAAUGCAUGGGGUAUCAUCAUCCGUAGCUAAGCAUCAGUUCUUCUCCCCCCCCCCCCCCCCCCUUGCAUCCUGUUCGCAGUUCCGGUGCCGCCACUGGAGCUGUUCGUUUUAACCCACCGGCAUUCCUUCUUUUCUUUUUUUUUACCGGGUGGUGUUUUUGCUUUCGGAAGUCGGAGCAUUUGCUAAGUUUUUUUUUCCUACGCUGUGCUUUCCUCCUGCUGAAUGUACCUGUGCUUUUCCUCCUCGUGGAAGCCAUCCAAAUCUAUGACAAUUUUCUGUACUCACUUACCUGCAUGUACAUAGGAAUGGAAAUGGAACUGGACUGAACUGAACCUGAUAUGCCGCUUCUCAUCAUUGUGAUGCUGUUCUUUUUCUGUGAUAGUGGAGUUCUUUUUC
This is a messenger RNA of Oryza sativa Japonica Group (Japanese rice), 3203 nucleotides long. The record is from RefSeq and is a predicted model, not a curated record. Lineage: Eukaryota; Viridiplantae; Streptophyta; Magnoliopsida; Poales; Poaceae.